Molecule: messenger RNA, 2406 nt
Organism: Melampsora larici-populina 98AG31
Lineage: Eukaryota; Fungi; Basidiomycota; Pucciniomycetes; Pucciniales; Melampsoraceae
Product: family 32 glycoside hydrolase
Exons: 8
Coding region: 94-2079 (661 amino acids)
Biological process (GO): sucrose catabolic process
Molecular function (GO): sucrose alpha-glucosidase activity
Source: RefSeq, a predicted model, not a curated record
UGUAAUAUCGAUAGGAAUGAAUUUCCUGAUUUAUCAAACUUGGUUCAAUGUCGAAAUAAUUCAUUAUUCACCAUUUGGAGACCUAAAGCACGAAUGAUGGGAUCUCGUGGUUGGUUGAAUGACCCUAUGGGUAUUUAUCAAAAGAAGGAUGGUUCUUGGCACAUAGGCUACCAGUGCCAGCCCAACAACUAUGUGUGGGGAAAUGUAUCUCAGUGCUCAGCCUCGACCAAUGACUUCACAUACUUCAAUGAUUAUCGCAGCUGGGAAGAUCCUACCACAAUCGCACCCUCGGCACUAUACGACAUUCGAGGAGUCUUCGAUGGUAGUAUUAUCAAAGAAGGGUGGAAUGGACAUCCUACUCUCAUAUACACUUCGACCUUUGCUGGAACACUUGGUUGGCAGAGUCAGCCACCAGAGAAAGAAGGCACUGAAACUCAGAGCAUUGCUUUCACUGAAGACGAUGGGCUCACCUGGACUAAACUCAACUUUGGUCAAAAUGGAAACCCAAUUAUCUACCAUUGGCCAGAAAAACAUUUGACUGGAUUCAGAGACCCAUAUAUAUUUGAGUCUGAAGAAUUCUCGGAGUAUUAUUCUAACUCUUCCAUACAACACCAGGUCCCAAAUAACGGUGUCACACCUACAGGCAAAAAGUUCUUAACUAUCAGUGGAGGUAUCCGUGCUGAUUUUGAACCAUCUAACGCUGGACCUCGAUUAUUUUUGUAUCGCCAAACCAAGGAUGAAAGUGUGCUUGAUUGGACAUACCUUGGACCACUUCUUACUUUACCUCCAAUAUUUUCUCCUGUUAGCCCUUGGCAAGGUGGUUCGGGAGUCAAUUUCGAAUGUGGAACUUUAUCGAGCAUCGAUGAGAAUGGAAGGAAGACUUCAAAGAAUGAGACUGAUAACGAAGAUCUUCAUCAUCUUAAUUUAUUCAUUGUUGGUACCGAAGGCGCUCGUAAUGGGUCUCAUCAUGACUAUUGGCCGAUUUGGCAUGCGUUGAAGUAUGAUUAUGAUUCGCCUGAUGGAAACGUUAAAGCACAUGUUGAAUUCUCCGGAGUCGUCGACUGGGGUACAUCAUACGCUUAUUCACAAUUUGCAGGUGCAGAUAACCGUCAGCUUCUAGUUGGAUGGUGUUACGAAGAUGAUGAGUACAACAUCCUAAGUUAUCAAAGGGGUUAUCAAGGUGCAUUCACCUUAUUCCGAGAUAUCUUCGUAAAGGUCAUUCGAGGAAUUUUACCAACAGCCCCGGAAUUAAAUGAAAAGGAUCCUAAUUGGAAGGUGAUCACUGAAAAGGAUGGUUCUAAAUCUAUUGUCACUCUUGGUCAAAAAAUAGUACCUGAGAUUAUAGCAGGAUACAAAAAGCAAUCUAGUAUCACCAAGCUUGAAGAUAGAACUUUGGAUGUCGGUGUGGUUGGAGAUGAAAAGAGUCGACCUAUGAAUUUGGUCGGAUUUGAAACUCAACCUACUGAUAAAUACUUUGCAAUCACUGCACAACUUGACUUUCAUGGUUCAUCCAACAAUGCCACCAACAUUGAUCGCUCCAGCAUGGUUAGGGGUGGGUUUAGGGUACUUUCCAGCGAUAGGGAAUGGACAGACAUCUACUAUGACCCUUCAACUGAGUCGAUGGUCGUCUCGCGUCUCAAUAGCUCCCUUAUUCAGGCCUAUGGGAAUGAAACUGAAGCAGGCAGACUCAGACUUUGGCCAAUUCAAGACCCUGUGAUGAACACAAUUUCAUUACAAUCUCUCAACUUGACCAUCGUAGUGGAUAACAGUAUUGUUGAAGUAUACGCAAAUGAUCAAACAGUCAUCACCACCCGAGUUUAUCCUUGGUUACUCAACUCAAAUGCUGUGACAUUCUUUGUUCAAGCACCCGAUUCUUUCAAGAAGGUCAAACUUGAUGAUGAUCAAGCACUCAGCAAUCAAAAUUCAACCUUCAUUCCUCAAUCUGUCACUUUUUCUAAUGUUGAAUUAUGGGAUGGACUUUUGAACGCUUGGCCAAACCGACCUCGUGAUACCUCAUUGCCCGGAAUCUUUAGUCAUAAUAUCACCAGUACUAUUUAUGGCUUAUGGUCAGAUAUUUGAGCUCGCGUCACUUGGGCAGUUUAUAUACCAUUGUAAAUCUCUACAAUGAUUCUGUCUCUACUGAUUUUCUCAUUCUCAUGCGUGUAAUCACUGGAUUUGUUGUCUUGAGCUGAAGUUGAUGGAUUUAUUGUAUACCUUUUUGUUGAUCACCUUGCAUUUUCUUGAGUAGGCAUCUGGUUCCUUCAUUUCAAAUGUCUUUAAGCCAGCUAGAUUUGGUUUAUUAUAGUUGUGUGUCUAGCUCUCAAUUCAUUACCAGUUCUUUUUGAAUAGGUCUUCAUUGUGAUUGUACAAAUUUACAAUUGGUUUUCAUGCCAAAAUUGUGAUGUU